ACAGGUAAGGGGUGGGGUCUGAGAUUGAGAACCUGUAUAAAUUGAAUGUCUCAAACUUAGACAAGCUACUUCAAGUUCCCAGCACCCUCCAGGCAGGUGUAAGGGACAGGUGUAGUUACCGUAAAAGGCUGUGACAGCAUCAGUGUCCAACAACAGAAAAAUGGCGAACCCAAGCGCUGUGUCCCUUCUGCUCCUCUUGUUGGGGACAAUUUCACACCAAAGCUUGGGCAAGGAAACCGCUUCGAAGAAGGAAAAGAGAAUACCCCAAACUUUAUCUCGAGGAUGGGGAGAUCAGCUGCACUGGGUGCAAACGUACGAGGAAGGUCUCUACAAAAGCAAGACUCAACGUAAACCACUGAUGGUUAUCUUUCACUUGGAAGAUUGUCCACACAGUCAAGCACUAAAGAAAGCAUUUGCUGCCCAUAAGGAAAUCCAGGAACUGUGUGAAGAAUUUAUUAUGCUAAACCUUAUUCAUGAAACUUCAGACAAACACCUUUCACCAGAUGGUCAGUACGUUCCCAGAUUCAUGUUUAUAGAUCCAACUCUGACAGUAAGAGCAGAUGUCAAAGGAAAGUAUGAAAAUCGUCAAUAUACAUACGAACCACAAGAUCUGGAUAUAUUGUAUGCCAAUAUGAAAAAAGUCUUGAAUUUGCUGAAACCUGAAUUAUGAGGAAACUUUGCAGAGCUGUUUGACCUCUGAGAGGCCUGGCAUUUCCCUUGUAAUAUGUUGGACUCAGUUAAUGGACAAAAUAUUUUUUUUUUUCAUAUGUGCACAUACCAUUUCUGCUAUGUUAGCACUGGUGCAAGUGCAGAAAUGAAUAACCUUGUAUGAUUAUAGCACUGUACUGAACUGUACUUACUGGACAGUUUGUGAAGUGGGUGAGUUGUGUGCCUUGAACUUGCUGUGUACUGAGUGUUUACACAUUUCAAAGUCAUCAUUAUCUAAUAAAAGUGUUUUUGUUUUGUC
This is a messenger RNA of Protopterus annectens (West African lungfish), 967 nucleotides long. RefSeq names its product anterior gradient protein 2 homolog. Gene Ontology annotation, cellular component: endoplasmic reticulum. NCBI's taxonomy places the organism in Eukaryota, Metazoa, Chordata, Ceratodontiformes, Protopteridae. The coding region runs from base 161 to 670 and encodes 169 amino acids. The transcript has 8 exons. The record is from RefSeq and is a predicted model, not a curated record.